AUGCAACAUGCUCAAUCACAAUCCAGCAACCACAGUCAGGGAGGAAACCAAGGGCCUCAGCAGACUUCGCAGCCCCAGCAAGGCCCUCUUCGUCCCCCUUCAGCAAUAGGAAGCCACCAGGGGCAGUCUUCGCCAGCUCCUCAACCCACGCCUCAGCAGCAACCACAGCCACCACCGCAGCAACAGCAACAACUCCAGCAACAGCAACAUCAACAGCAGCAACAGCAAGUACAGCAGCAACAGCAGCAGGCUCAGCAGGCUCAACAGCAAGCCCAGCAACAGCAACAGGCUCAGCAGCAGGCCCAACAACAGGCCCAGCAGCAGCAACAACAGGCUCAGCAGCAAGCUCAGCAGCAACAGGCCCAGCAGGCUCAACAACAACAACAACAACAGGCUCAGCAGCAGGCUCAGCAGCAACAGCAAGCCCAGCAACAAGCUCAGCAACAGCAGCAACAGCAACAACAAACACAACAGCAGCAACCACAGCCAGCUCAGCAACAACAGCCACAGUCCGGUCCGGCAGCGCAACAGCAGACUCCUGCUCCCACUCAACCACCUAAUCUACCUCAGCAAGCGACCCUGCAAGUACGGAAUCCAGCGUUAAUGCAACAGGCUCAGGCUCAGGCUCAAGUAAACGCACAGCAAAAUCACGCCCGUAACAUGGCAUUGAUGCAACAGAACAAGCAUGGCCAGGGUACGCUGAAGUUGUUGAACUUUACCGAUCAAAUAGGAAGGUUCGACAUGGCACCUGAGGAGAACAGGAAGAACAACAACGUGGAGAGAUGGCAGGCCUUCGUGGAAAAGUUCUUCAUGGAAACUGGAUCCUUCAUUCACGUGGUCUGCUCAUCAAGUACAGAGAGAACCAAGCAGUUUGAGAUUGUAUACGCUGCGCUACCGCGGUACUUCUACACUCUCUUCAAUACCGAUGUCACAAAUCUGCAGAUCACCUUGGAUGGAGCCAACGAGAAGGUUGGGCCUAACGAGGUCAAGGUUACUUGUGACCGUGCCAAGUUAAUUUACACGUACAAAAACUCAUGUCAGGUCGUCUAUCACGGAAAAUUGACAGCCUUUUGGUCUGGGUCAGACAAGAUGGAAUGGUUGAUGUUCGAUGGCACCGGUCACGAACAAUUCCUGCCGCUCAACGCUCUAAGACAGAUGUUCGUUCAGCCAUCGCCUAAUCAAAUGAACCCGACCCAGUCUCCAAGGAUGAAGAACAAGAAACAAGCACUACAACGAGCCGGACAAGAACCACCAGAGCCGUAUCUACCGCUGAACAAGCUGAUUAGUGCUGGUGCUACAGACUAUGGCUUACCACACGGCUUGCAGAAUUAUCUUGAGAUAUACGAGCCUAUGAAUCACAUGACUAGCUUGAUGGCACACUAUCUCGAGAACCCUCACAUGAAACCAAGCGAAGCCCUCGAGUCCUGGAACGCAACCAUGUCCAACAACCAAAUGCUGCAAGGCCCGCAGGGCCCAAAUCAAGGACAGCAGUCUGGUCAAGGCAUGCAGCCUAACAUGCCACCAGGAGCACGACCCUCGGGACCUGGCCAGCCCGGCCAAAUGUUCAUGUCGCCUGCGAUGCAGAACUCAUUACUUCCUAACGGAUCGAGUGGAUCGCCUCAUUUCAACCAUACGCCAUCACCUCAUUCGCAGCCUAUGAUGAAGCAGCAAAGCACCAGCUCGCACACAAUGAGCGUCAAUACAUCACCGAACAUGAACAACAAACGGCGGCGAAGUACAGCAAAGAUGGAAAUGGAUGAUGGCGGAGAAAUGAAUGGUGCAGCAAAAGUCAAACAAAGCCCAAGAGUCGGCGGAGGCAACAAGAGGAUGAAGGCAGGCAACUAA
Molecule: messenger RNA, 1845 nt
Organism: Bipolaris sorokiniana ND90Pr
Lineage: Eukaryota; Fungi; Ascomycota; Dothideomycetes; Pleosporales; Pleosporaceae
Exons: 2
Coding region: 1-1845 (614 amino acids)
Biological process (GO): negative regulation of transcription by RNA polymerase II; positive regulation of transcription by RNA polymerase II
Cellular component (GO): transcription regulator complex; nucleus
Source: RefSeq, a predicted model, not a curated record